CUUUGGCAGGCUUGCAUCACUUUUUUUUUUUCUUUCCUGUUUUGUGUGUCCUCAGCCAAGCUUUCGGAGGGUUUCCAAGACAGAGGUCGUUGUUUCCACAGCCUUAAGACGUGCAGCCCAGGCUGCAGUGACCACUGCUUUCCGACCCAGGCAUUGCAGCCAGAAGCAGCAGUAUGGGAUUUUGGAGCACCUACCUGCUUUUCUGCCUCUUCUCCAUCUUGUCCCAGGUCACUGCAGAGUCACCUACCCCCAAGACCAAGAAAGCCACAAAUGUCAAGAAAGAUGUGGUGAGCCCAAAGAUGUUUGAGGAGCUCAAGAACAGGCUGGACAGCCUGGCCCAGGAGGUGGCCCUGUUGAAGGAGCAGCAGGCCUUACAGACCGUAUGCCUAAAGGGCACCAAAGUAAACCUGAAGUGCUUCCUGGCCUUCCCCCAGCCAAAGACCUUCCAUGAGGCGAGCGAGGACUGCAUCUCCCGUGGGGGCACGCUGGGCACGCCGCAGUCGGGGCUGGAGAACGAGGCUCUGUUCGAGUACGCGCGCCAGAGCGUAGGCAGCGAGGUGGAGAUCUGGAUGGGCCUCAACGACAUGGCCGCGGAAGGCGCCUGGGUGGACAUGACCGGCGGCCGCCUGGCCUUCAAGAACUGGGAGACGGAGAUCACGGCGCAGCCCGACGGCGGCAAAGCCGAGAACUGCGCCGCCCUGGCCGUAGCGGCCAACGGCAAGUGGUUCGACAAGCGGUGCCGCGACCAAUUGCCUUACGUCUGCCAGUUCGCCAUCGUGUAGCCUGACCCCUGGGCCAGGGGCUAAGGGGCGCGGCCUGGGCCAGGGAGGGGUGAGGACCACAAAGAGGCGGGCCCACUGGUGGGUGGGGCUUGUGGGUUGCUAAGGGGCGGGGCGUCGGUGGGCGGAGUCGAGCUCCAGAGAAUGGGGCGUGCGAAGUGGUUCCUGGUGAGAGAAAAGCAGAUGCAGGGUCCUCAGAGGGGCGGGAGAGACCUUUCUGUCUCGAGUUCCUCCUUGUCUGUUUUUUUAAUUUUUUGCAAAUAAAGCUGGUUCAGAAUCCCUGAAGUUGGCUGGUCGCCAUGUCAGGGUGGGGCGAAGAUUCCCGGAGCCUGGCACCAAACCCAAGAGAGCCUAA
Molecule: messenger RNA, 1134 nt
Organism: Alexandromys fortis (reed vole)
Lineage: Eukaryota; Metazoa; Chordata; Mammalia; Rodentia; Cricetidae
Gene: Clec3b
Product: C-type lectin domain family 3 member B
Exons: 3
Coding region: 174-782 (202 amino acids)
Biological process (GO): bone mineralization; ossification
Source: RefSeq, a predicted model, not a curated record